Acanthaster planci (crown-of-thorns starfish) is the source of this 1094-nucleotide messenger RNA. Its product is annotated as neo-calmodulin-like. Gene Ontology annotation, cellular component: myosin II complex. The record is from RefSeq and is a predicted model, not a curated record. NCBI's taxonomy places the organism in Eukaryota, Metazoa, Echinodermata, Asteroidea, Valvatida, Acanthasteridae. Gene Ontology annotation, molecular function: calcium ion binding.
UGAGAACUCCCAGUUGAAGUCGAUGGAUGCGCGGCUUCAACUCCUUUCAUUUUACAUCACUGCUGCGAACUUUGCGCUUCAUCGAAACGUGUUUGACUGUGACAAAAACCCGAGUCUGCGAUGGCUGGAACACUCAGCGCUGAGAAAAAGAAAGCGUACAAAGAAACGUUUAGCAGUUACGACAAGAACAGAGAUGGCAAGAUGAAUAAGAACGAGUUGCGGGGACUGCUGAGGGCGCUCAAUCGGAACCCCACCGAGACAAGCUUGAAGAAGAUCAUGGAGGGCUUUGACAAGAACAAAACUGGAAUCCUGGAGUACGACGAGUUUGUUCAGCUGAUGAUCAAAAUAGACGCAGACAUUGACCAGAAAUUGAGACCGACCUUCGAGGAAUACGACAAAGACAACAACGGAUAUAUCAGCCCUGAGGAGUUAGACGCAUUGCUUCAGGAUAUGGGGAUCGAAUUGACACCAGAGAAACUACAAGCUGAGAUCAAGAAUGUGGACCUCAACACAGACGGCAAACUGACUUUUCAAGAAUUCAAGAAAUUGAUUUGCCGCAUCUAACCAGUGAAGAUCAUGUAAAGGAAGUCACUAAAGAAGCACUGAAGUAUUCUGUGAACCCAGCUGUCAUUUCUUGCAUCUUCAUUUUGUGUUUUAUGUUUCCCUUUUAAAUUUGUUUUGGUUUGUUUUAGUUUUUUGCGUGACUUAUAUAAGAAAGGACAUUUAUGCAUAUUUAUCUAAUUCCUUGGAGUGGAACGAUUGCUUGUUAAUAUUUAGUCUAAGGAAAUGCUUUGAUUUGCUUUUGCUUAUUUAAUUCGCAUAAUAUACAUUUUUCCAUUCUUAUCAUUUUGAAAUGAACAUUACACCUAAAACGUAUUAAUUCACGCCAAUAUACAGCGAACGCAAUAUUUUAGAAGUAUAGUUUUAUCGACUAGAAAUAAUCUUAUCUCGACGUUGACAUGAUUUCUGUUAACUCGAUUCCAUGACUAUAAAGCACAGAUCAUAUUGUACAUUUUGUGAAACUGUGUUCCAGAUAUACAGCACGUUUAUGUGGAACAGACGAUAGCCAUUAAACUUGCUUUGCGGAUAAAAGA